GAAUCCAUUGCGAACAAACUCACGCUAUCCGCUCACAGUGCAUGGUUGAGUGAGUCACGACUCACCCGGGCCAUAUAAAGCCACCAGCCGAGCACACAGCCACGCGUCAACUGGGCUGCUGUUCACACAGAAAUAUAUAGGACAUUCUGAAUAGAAGAAGAUGCAGUCCAACCCGAAGUAUGACGAGAAGUCCUACGAAUCAGUAGCCAUGAUGGAUUCCAAAGACUGUAUCGACGACGAAGGCGAAAAAAAUGAAAAUAAGAGAGGACAUUGGGCAUCACAGCUGGAAUACCUUUUGUCUGUAGUAGGCUUCUGUGUUGCCCUUGGUAACGUAUGGCGAUUCCCCUACAUCUGCAACAGAAACGGAGGAGGUGCCUUCUUGAUUCCUUUCCUCGUGUGUCUUGUGUUGUGUGGUCUGCCUCUUUUCUUCCUUGAGAUGUCCCUUGGGCAGUUUUCAGCGAUGAGUCCGACACACGUAUGGAGCCUUUGUCCAUUGUUAAAGGGUAUCGGACUGAGUAUGAUGAUCAUGUGCUUCAGCUGUGUGGUCUACCUGACCGUCAUCUGCGCCUGGGCGCUCUACUACACCAUCUACUCCUGCAGAACCACCCUCCCGUGGACAGACUGUAACAACAUCUGGAACACCGACGCAUGCGUCACGAGCGUCAAGGCCUUAAACCAAAGACUAACUGAUGCGUUCAAUUCUACGAAUGUGAAUGGGACUGGACUAGUAAACAUGACCAGCGGCUUCAAUAGCGCCUACACAUCCGUGGCAGCAGCACACAGCAAUGGCACACACUUUGAUGACAAUCGGUGGAACAAUGACUCUCUAUCGCACACAGCAGCAGAGGAAUUCUGGCAAUACAAAGCUCUUGGUAUAUCGUCUGGCAUAAACUACCUUGGACCAAUCAAAUGGGAGCUGGCGUUGUGUCUUCUUGCGUCUUGGGUUAUCAUCUUUGUAUGUGUCGUAAGAGGUGUGAGAUCUGUAGGGAAGGCUGUGUACGUGACAGCUACCGUACCCUACGUCAUCCUGAUUGUCCUGCUGAUUCGUGGCCUGACUCUACCUGGAGGAACAGAAGGCGCUCUGUUUUACAUCACUCCAAACUUCAGUAAACUCCUGGAGAUACAGGUGUGGUUAGAAGCCUGUCUCCAGGUAUUCUACUCCCUGGGCCCGGCUUGGGGCUGUAUCAUCACCAUGGCCAGCUACACCAAGUUCAAUACCAACUGUCUCAGGAAUGCGGUUUUUUGCACGUUUGUGUGUGAAGGGACAAGCCUGUUUGCUGGCCUCGUCGUCUUCUCGAUCCUGGGAUUCAUGGCCAAAGAAGCAAAUGUGCCAAUAGAGGAUGUUGUGUCGUCAGGACCUGGAUUGGGCUUUGUUAUUUACCCAGAAGCCCUUUCCCAACUUCCGCUUCCGCAACUCUGGAGUGUCUUGUUCUUCAUCAUGCUUAUCCUCCUGUCACUGGACUCGCUGUUCUCGAUGGUUGAGACAGUCGUAACUGCCAUCUUAGAUGAAUAUCCCAAACUGAUCAGAUGGAGAGUACUAUUGAAUGGCGUCUACUGCAUUGUGUCAUUCCUCCUUGGACUUGUGAUGACCACUGAGGGUGGAGUGUACGUGUUCCAGUUGCUGGACUGGUACAUUGUCGCCAUUUUCCUCAUCUUCUCGGGUUUACUGGAGUGUGUCAUAGUGGCCUGGAUCUACGGUAUUGACCGUUUCAGUGACGACAUCGAGCUGAUGAUUGGCAGACCAGCUCCUCUGUUCUUCAAGAUUACGUGGUGUUAUAUCACCCCAGCCAUGCUUCUGACAACUCUCAUCUUCACCUUCACCCAAUACGAACCGCCAACAUAUGGCAAAUAUGUGUACCCCUAUCACACGAACGUUAUUGGCUGGAUCAUCGCAGCGAUUCCAUUGAUACCUGUCGUUGUUAUGAUUGUGGUCGCUAUUUACAAACAGAAGGGAAGCCUUUGGGAGAGAGUCAAGAUGUCUCUGGUACCAGAUGCAACAUGGGGUCCGGCUGACCAAUCGUACCGUGCUCACUACCUGGAGAAACACAGGAAACCGUCAACUCUCAAAAGUGCUUUCAAAUCGUCAGUGUCAUGCACAUAGAAGCACUGUAUCGCCAUAUUCUAUGCUUAGCAGAAAUGAGGUAUACACAUUGCAAUUGAUAUGAAAAUCCUCUAUAUCUUAAGGGCUAACAUGUUGGUAAACGUUCACCCACUGGGUCCAUUCUCGUGAUCUCAAAAUAAACAGAACUUGAUUUCUUUAGCCAGUUUGAAUUGCUAUGCUACACAGUCUAACGGACCAAUCAGAAUGUAAGUUCCAUACCAGCCUCAAUGUUGAGUUCGCGAUGUAAACAACUUGUCGGCCAGUCCUAUAGAUUACGAUAGAGUUCGCCAGAAAUCUAACAUUGAAAAACGAAAGCCCUCAGAAAAAGAUUUUUGAUACAAAGGAUGUCUUCAUGUCCACCUCCCUUACCCAUUUCCUUUUUCCUUAUCUCGACGUUUGAUUGGUCAGUAAAAUGUUAAUGAAAAUCAAAGGCGGGUAAUUUGAGAUCCCGAGAACGACGAAAAAGGAUCCAGGGGUUAGUAACGCUUUACCGAAAUGCGUGCCCUGGAGACAUAGAGGUUGGUUGACUUGAAGACAAGGGCAAACGGAAGUAAUUUGAACAGUUUCUGCGCCGCCAGUUGGUGUUGUGUCAUGAGGUUCACGAAAUUAUUUCCAAUAUGGAUUCCUGAGCUUCUGAGCUUCUGAGUUUCUAUUAGUCGAGUCGAGCCAAGUGCCUAAGGAAUACACUGGGAGUAAGGGAAACUAAAGAAGGCUCAUAUUUUCAACUUUUUAUAUACAUUAUUUCUUACUGUAGUAUUUCAUAGUCACAAAGUAAUAUUGCAUAUCCAUGUUUUCUGGUUCCUUCUAUUGCAUGUUUUGUAUAUUCAUAUGUCCUUUAUAGUAAUUUGAGGGGCAAAAGAAAGUGUAUCGAGUUUGAUGUUUUAUGUAAUUGAAAACUGAAAGAAGUGUUGUUAAUUUGAGUUUAACCGUCACUCUUCUCUGCAACAGUGUGUGAAUAAUAAUUUCUGGCUGGGUAAUUUGGGUUCAACGGAGACUGGGGUAAGAAAUGAAUUUGCAACAGCAUGACCCCUACAAUGUUUGAAAAGUUGUAAAUUAGUGCCGAAAAAUAUUAAUUGUGAUUUUAUGGAAAAUAUGUCUUAGAUACCCAUCAGCUGUUGUGUAUUUUGCGAUUGUUUUUCAUAUAUUUUAUAAGAUUUAAGAAUUCUUUAAAUGUAACACCAGUACAUUUCACUUUUCACUAAUGAUACGUCCCGUGAAAACCCGGGGUAGAAAAGGUCUUAAGCAAACCAUGCUUGUCGUAAAAGGCGACUAUGCUUGUCGUAAGAGGAGACUAACGGGAUCCGGUGGUCAGGCUCGCUGACUUGAUUGAUGCAUGUUAUCGUUUUC
Molecule: messenger RNA, 3448 nt
Organism: Haliotis rufescens (red abalone)
Lineage: Eukaryota; Metazoa; Mollusca; Gastropoda; Lepetellida; Haliotidae
Product: sodium- and chloride-dependent glycine transporter 2-like
Exons: 15
Coding region: 161-2101 (646 amino acids)
Biological process (GO): sodium ion transmembrane transport
Cellular component (GO): membrane
Source: RefSeq, a predicted model, not a curated record